AUGCAAUUUCCCAUGUUCGUGGUCUCCGUGGCGCAAUUGCUGAAGAUGACGGAGGUUCGGGCACACGAGAUCUUGAAGGGCGAAGGCAUUGCCGUCGAGUAUGAGGAAAGCAUGGGUAAAGCCGCUUUCAUCUCGCACGAGUGGGUUGGUGAUGGGCACCCCGACCCUGAGUUCAAACAGUUGAGCGUUCUUCAGGAUGCUUUGACUUACAUGAUGUCUGACUUGCAGCAAAUCCCCGCCGACGGCUUCACCGAGGUCCACUGCAAGAAAAAACCGUUUUCCACGUCGGCUUUACGAACGCAAGCUCUGUGUGUGUGGUACGAUUAUUUCUGCUGCCCACAGCUUGGCCACCAGCUCUCUCUCUCAAGUUCAAACCUCUCAGAUUCAGAGAGCGACCUUAGCAAGGCCGUUGCGAGCAUCCCCGCAUAUGUGGCGAAGUGCUCGUUCUUCUUUGCACUCUGCCCUGUCAUUAUGAGCGAGGAGCUGGGGAAGGUCUUUUCUCCUCAGACAUGGGCAGAGCGGGGAUGGUGUCGCAUGGAAAGAACGGUCCACGAUCUUUCCAAGAGUGACGGCUGGUUCAUGAUCAAGAGCUGGUCAGAAAUUGAACUCGUGGCAUCCUUUGGCGGCGCUGUUGGGGGAGCGCCUGGUUUUGGCAAAUUCACGGUAGGCAGUGAUCGCAGGAAAUUGGCACCAGUUUUGAGCGGUGCCCUGAAGUGCAAACUGCAAACCUUGCUGAAAUCUCUCAACCUCCAAGAUUACCGAGUAUUGCUGAACAUGCAGAACAGUAUUAUGCAAGGUCUGCCGGCGCAAGAGUUGGCUGAGCCACGUCCGGGCUUUGCAUCUGCGAAAGGCUUAGAUGAUGAGUCUCUCGCAGUGUCUGCUUUCAUGUAUCAAAAUGGCUUCGAGCUGGUACAGGAAGUUGACGAUGCAGGAUGGUCGCCCCUACACUAUGCUGCCCUGGCUGGCCAGACACUGGUGGUGCAAGGUUUGCUGGCACAGCGCGCGAACCUUGACUGCCAGACGCAGCAUGAACAACCUCGAGUGGGAAUUGCUCCAGGGACGACUGCCCUGACCAUAUCAUGCUUUGCUCAUCACAAUGACGUUGCGAAGUUGUUGAUCGCUGCAAAGGCUACGAUGGACUUAGGCUUAGUUCCUCCCUUGCAUUACGCUGCUCACGCAGGCAACUCAGAAGGCAUUCGCGUGCUGCUAGAUGCUGGCUAUGACCCUUGCACCAGGGACUUCUUCGGCCUCCAUGCCUUGGCUGCCGCCUGCACCUUCGGCUCAUUGGAUGCGAUCGAUGAGCUGGUUUCCCGAGCGCGCAUGUCCAUCAAACCUUCGGACGUCUCGAUUGCCCUCUCGAUAGCUUUGGCUGCCUACGGAGGCACAGUGGACUUGGUGCACCGGAUGCUGGAUUUACAGGCUGAUGUCAACGACUCCUGGAGCGUGCCGCUGAUGCCGACCUCUGUCUUUGAAGUUUGGCAGGCCAUCAACACCCUUGAACAUCAACUGGGGCAUGACACAAGCUCGACAAGAUUCCACUAUCAUGCACAUGGUAGGACACCGCUGAUGGUGGCAGUUAUGUGUGCGCAGUAUGAAGCCGCAGCCGCACUCAUCGCAGCCGGAGCCCAACUGGAUAUGGUGAACUCCAGGCAAAAGUCAGCUGCUGACUUUGCCAGAGUGGAGACGAUGCCAGACUUCCUCAGGCAGGCCUUUGAGGGGGACACUACAGGCUGCAAGAGAUUGGCAAGCCUUGCGACCAAGUAUGUUGAAAUGUAG
Molecule: messenger RNA, 1776 nt
Organism: Symbiodinium pilosum
Lineage: Eukaryota; Dinophyceae; Suessiales; Symbiodiniaceae
Source: the annotation of a GenBank genome assembly